AUGAUUAACAUUUUUAUCCAAAGUAUAAAAAUGGUUUGCAGUUCAUAUGAAAAUUCAAACAAUGAAGAAAGGCUAUCUUUGGAGACUUUAGCUUUGCAACAGGAUUUUUUAGAAGCAUCAGAUGUGGGGAAUUCAAGUGAAUUAGAAGUAAUCACAUAUGAAGAUGUUAUUUCUAUAUUAGGAGGAACUAAUUCAGAAAAUUUAAAUCCUGAAUCAAGUUUACCGGUUUCAAAUAAUGAACCAUUUUUAUCAGAAGUUGCUUCUAGUGAUUUUACAUUACAAGAACAAUUUCAAUUUGAUGUUAAUGAUAAAAAACAAAAGUAUCAAGAUGAAAAAUCUUCUAUAAUGCAAUCAGAAGCUAAAAAAUUAAGAUUUGAAAACGACUGUUCAAUUUCAGUCAAUAAUAUAAAUACUGAAAAUAAUGGUUUAAAUUCAAAUCCUGGUACCUCUUAUGAAAAUUUAGAAGAAAAUAAAAAGUUUAAAACUCUAACUAUGGAAGAAUACAAUAAAAUUAUAAGCCAAUACGAAAAAGGUAAUGUUAGAGCUAAUUAUAAAGACAUUGUUGAAAUGAUUUUAACAACAAAAUUGGAACCAACAUCUGAAUAUUAUUAUCAGGAUCUUUAUGAUACAUUUUAUCAGAGAAAAAGUACGAAACAGACUAAUAGUAUUUAUAACAUAGAUGCUUUUACUGUUGAAAAUAACAAAAAAAUUUUGUCUUUUUUUGAAUUUUAUUUGUUAAAAAGUAUAAAUCUUAUAGUUUUGAAUGAAAUUAACAAAGAUAAUGAUAGAAAUAUUAUUGAAGAAUUAUACGUUAUUAAUAAGUAUAUUGAAAUAAUAAACAGAUCAAUUGAUUUUAUGAUAUUUUAUGAAAAUCUAAAACUGUUGUUGAAUGAAAUAAAAGUUGAAAGAUAUAAUAUUCAAAGCUUCAUGGAUAUUAUAAUUAAAGAUUUAAGAAACAUCAAUUUUCCAAUUAAAAAUUUUACUCGAAUAGAUUGGAUAAAGGGGUUUUUAGAUCUUUUUAAAACCAAUAAAAUAAAGAAUGAAACUUUAUUGUGGGUUAGAAAAAUUAUUAGUAACUCUAAAUUAAUUAAUGUUUAUUUUUUUUAUAAUAUUGAAGAUGUUUUAAAAACGAAUAAGAAAGAAGCUAUUGAUAAUUUAAAACUUAUAAGUGUGAUACGAGUCAUUUAUAUUUUUAAGGAUUUUAAAAAUUUUUAUUAUAAAAAAAAUCUCGUUAUACGUAAUUUUUUUAAUAAAGUUAAAGAAAUUUUUGAAAAAGAAUAA
Hepatospora eriocheir is the source of this 1281-nucleotide messenger RNA. NCBI's taxonomy places the organism in Eukaryota, Fungi, Microsporidia, Hepatosporidae. The record is from the annotation of a GenBank genome assembly.